Labrus mixtus (cuckoo wrasse) is the source of this 1370-nucleotide messenger RNA. RefSeq lists its product as uncharacterized. The transcript is spliced from 4 exons. The record is from RefSeq and is a predicted model, not a curated record. The coding region runs from base 669 to 1355 and encodes 228 amino acids. Gene Ontology annotation, biological process: signal transduction. NCBI's taxonomy places the organism in Eukaryota, Metazoa, Chordata, Actinopteri, Labriformes, Labridae.
UUCAUAGCAAAGUGUUCAUUCAUUUGACUUUAAAAAAAAAUGCAGGAUGAGAUUUUUUCUUGUCAUGCAUGUACAGGACAGAAUCAGCUCGGAGAUUUAAGGGACGGCUAUGUAGGUGGGGUCUAAAACGAGAAAAAAAAAAGAGGCUGAUUCUGCCAUUGCUUGGUAGAGUUACAGUUUAAAGACUUGAAAUGAGCCAUUUGUCUUGAUAAGGCUGUUGAAGUCAAACAAUCAUCUGAAUAACAAAUAACAUUCUUGUAACUUUUAUAUUAACUGUUAAAUAACACCAGGGGUUGAACUCUUCUCAGUGCUCGUGUCAAGUGUCUGUGUCCACUUUCCUGGAGAACUACAUUUGAAGAACAUGAAGAUGCUUUCAUGUGAGAACACAUGAUGAGGCCUUCCUUUUAAGAUGUAUUAUUUGUUAUUACAGCUUAGUAAGUCCUCUGAUUAUCAUUUUAAAGGUACUGGUCCGGCUGGUUUUUUUCUACCCUGCAGUGUUUGAGAGACUGUAACCAAGUUACAAGUGCAACCGGUGUAAACAAGCAGCAUAGUAACCGAGUCUCUCUUUGUCUGGAUCACUCUGUUACUCUACAACCUGUGAAAACCCACCACAGAAGCUUCUUUAAAGAGUUACUUUUUCACAGAUCUUUUGGGUGAAAACAGGGAAGAUGCCUUCUCAUAUCAUGCUCUCCUACCAGUGGGAUGACCAGGCUCUGGUAAAAAAGAUCUUUGACCGGCUCAGAGAGGAUGGUCUGCCGGUGUGGAUGGACAUUGAAGGAGGGGUGACUGGGAACAUAAAUGAUGCGAUGGCUGCAGGUGUGGAGGAGGCUGUGGUCAUCUGUCCGUUCAUGACUCCGGCCUAUCAGGCGUCUCGAAGCUGUAAGAAGGAGCUGAACUACGCAGACAGCAGGGAGGUGAUCAUUGUGCCUGUCAUGCUGGCCAGCAACUGGGAGGCCAGCGAGUGGCUGGGGCUGAUCACUGCAGGCCUGCUGUGGGUGGACUUCAGGAAUUUGGAAAAAGACGAAAGCUUUGAGAUGUGUGUCAGCUCUCUUGAGGAGGAGAUCAUGUACAACGCAGGUCACCUCCUGGCAGUAGAAGAACCGAGGUCUGAGGAGGAGGAUCUGCCGGAACCAUCAAAACCCCACCUGAAGAGGAAACCGGGCCGAGGGUUUCUCCACGAGCUCUCAAAGCUUUACAUCCAGGAUGCAGAUGAGCAGGUAGUGCACCCAACUGGUGACACCAGAAACACAGUGGCGCUUCAUGAGAUGCCUGGAGAGCGUUGUUACUGGGAGGAGAUUAAAGCCAAUGGCGCCAAGUACUACAGGAACGUUGUCACCAACAGAUACCUUGGUUAGUGUUGGGGGAAAAAU